Molecule: messenger RNA, 891 nt
Organism: Serendipita indica DSM 11827
Lineage: Eukaryota; Fungi; Basidiomycota; Agaricomycetes; Sebacinales; Serendipitaceae
Source: the annotation of a GenBank genome assembly
AUGGACAUCGAAUUCUUCCACGUCGACGCAUUUACCACCAAGCCAUUUGGAGGAAAUGCAGCUGCCGUCGUGAUUCUGCAGUCAGAGAGCCAAUUCGACAAAGACGAACUGUUACACACGAUUGCAAAAGAGUUUAACCUCCCAGCCACCACAUUUCUAUUCUCCUCCUCGUCCAAUGCCUACAAGAUUAAAUGGUUCACGCCUCUUAGACGCAUACCACUCUGUGGUCAUGGUACACUCGCAGCAUCCCACAUCCUCUUCAACAAACACCCGGCUCUAGAUCUCAUCCAGUACGACUCUGGCCCCGCUGGUAAUCUCACCGCUGCACGCGCAAAGGAGGACAGUAUCCAGCUCGAGUUUCCCGCAUGCAAUCUCGUACAAAUGCAAGAUGUAGGCCAGCAGUUGACCAAGGAGCUCGAGAAUGACCUCGAGCGUCUUCUAGCAUCGGCAUUCUCCCAGCCCGCACAGUUUACAUUCAUAGGACGCGGAGAUUCCGGCUCAUACGUGGAUAUGAUGGUCGCAGAACUCCCGGAGAAUUAUCCCCUCAAGGCCGUCACAAUCGACCACUCCAAAUUGGUUUCUCUCUUCCCUACAAUUCGUGGCAUCACAUUCACCACACGCUCAAGCGCAGACAAUACCUGUCACAUCCAUUCCCGGUGCUUCUAUACACUGCUCGAACUCGGCGAAGACCAGGUGACGGGUUCUGCGCACUGCAUGAUUGCACCUUAUUGGUUCCGCAAACUGGGCCUCGCAAACGACGCCGAGCUCGUCGCGGCCCAAGUCAGCCAACGCGGCGGCAUCAUGGCCCUCGAAUGGAAACAAGACGAAAUGCGCUGUCUGAUCCGUAGUUCAGCUGUUACCAUUGCAAAAGGUACUAUGCGCAUAGAAUAA